GUUGUGUGCUGCCACUGCUCACAAAACAAAGCCCCUCUGCGGUAUCUGGCGUUGGAACCUGCCAGAGUUUGUGACAGCUGCUUUGAGAAGCUCAAAGCUGCAAUGGCCAGUGAACUUGAACGAAGUAGGAGGAACAGACAUGUAAUGUUGCACCUGGAGAAAGAUUCCCCAUCAAUACUUUCUGAAGGACCAGCUACAAGCACUCCUGCAGCAAUCAUUAGAGAAGGCAGAGAUUUUGUUGGGAUGAAGCAUGACUCUGGUCUCAGCCUGCAUGCAAUUAUGGACCGGUUCCAGAAGCUAAGAAACAGUAACCACGAGCGACGGAAACCAAACAGUUUCAUACCUUCAGUUCUUAAGGAGGUGCAUGCUAAUGAUGAAGGCUCCGACAUGUGUGGAUAUCUACAUACCUACAGAUCACGCAAGUGGAAGCGACUCUGGUUUGUGGUCAAAGGGAAAGUACUCUACACAUACAAAGCUAGCGAGGACAUGGCUGCUGUUGAAAGUAUGCCCUUGCUUGGGUUCGAGGUGUCCCGGUUACAUACU
Messenger RNA from Candidula unifasciata, 543 nucleotides. NCBI's taxonomy places the organism in Eukaryota, Metazoa, Mollusca, Gastropoda, Stylommatophora, Geomitridae. The record is from the annotation of a GenBank genome assembly.